This is a messenger RNA of Aspergillus clavatus NRRL 1, 1044 nucleotides long. RefSeq names its product putative pyruvate dehydrogenase E1 component alpha subunit. Bases 1 to 1044 code for a protein of 347 amino acids. The record is from RefSeq and is a predicted model, not a curated record. Gene Ontology annotation, molecular function: oxidoreductase activity, acting on the aldehyde or oxo group of donors, disulfide as acceptor. NCBI's taxonomy places the organism in Eukaryota, Fungi, Ascomycota, Eurotiomycetes, Eurotiales, Aspergillaceae. The transcript has 5 exons.
AUGCUCUCUAAAUCUCUGAGAUAUAGGGGAUCUCUCCGGAGGAUGUGCCCUGUACUCUCUUGUACAGAUCGUCGCUUCAUGGCACAAGUUGCCGAUGUGCGGAACAUACCAACAGAAGAUGACAAGCUAUUCAAUGUGCCAUUGUCAGAAGAGAGUUUUGAGACGUACAACUUCGAUCCUCCCCCAUAUACGGUGGAUACUACGAAAAGGAAGCUUAAGGACAUGUACCGAGAUAUGCUAUCGAUAAGACGGAUGGAGUCGACUGGUCAAGAGGCAGUUGCUGUUGGCAUCGAGCAUGCUAUUACAAAAGAAGAUAAACUGAUCACAGCGUAUCGCUCCCAUGGCUUCACCUUCAUGCGAGGAGCCAGUAUCCGAUCCAUUGUUGGCGAGUUACUUGGGCGCCAGGAUGGUAUUUCUCAUGGUAAGGGCGGCUCGAUGCAUAUGUUCCUCGAAAGCUUCUUUGGUGGGAAUGGCAUUGUGGGUGCGCAUGUGCCAGUCGGCGCGGGAAUUGCAUUUGCUCAGCAGUAUAAUGAUGGAAGCAAUGUCACUAUUGAUAUAUAUGGUGACGGUGCAGCCAAUCAGGGGCAGGUUUAUGAGGCGUUCAAUAUGGCCAAGUUGUGGAAUCUCCCUAUCCUGUUCGGAUGCGAGAACAAUAAAUAUGGAAUGGGAACAUCUGCCGAGAGAGCCUCUGCAAUAACUGAUUAUCAUAAGCGUGGCCAAUACAUUCCUGGCCUCAGAGUGAACGGAAUGGAUGUCCUGGCUGUUCUGGCAGCAAUGAAGCACGGUAAACAAUUCAUUCAAGCAGGCAAAGGGCCGCUGAUAUACGAUCUUCGGGAACGGUUGAUUGAAUGGGGCAUCAUCACGGAGGAUGAAGCUAAGGCAAUGGAUAAGGAUGUGCACGGGAUCAUAAAUCAAGAGGUAGCAGAGGCCGAGAAGAUGACAGAGCCUGAACUGAGACUCGACGUCUUGUUUGAAGACGUUUAUGCUCGAGGGAGUGAGCCUAAACAACGUCGCGGACGUACGCUCGCUGAGACAUUCUACUAG